This is a messenger RNA of Symbiodinium sp. CCMP2456, 2310 nucleotides long. The record is from the annotation of a GenBank genome assembly. NCBI's taxonomy places the organism in Eukaryota, Dinophyceae, Suessiales, Symbiodiniaceae.
AUGGCAGACGAGUCCUUCCAGGCGUCGCCUUCCCAGGGCUCGGAGCCACCCGAGUCCCUGGCAUUGGCACGGAGCCCAUCGGGUCCGUUCGUCUUUGCCCACGACUUCACGCGAGAAGUUUCCGGUUCGCUCGAGGACCGACCACCCGAGCUUUCUCCUGUAGUGGAUGCGCUUUUACUUCACGGCUGCACGUUCCUUCGGAAGCGCUUUCCGGGCGACCUGCAAGCCAUCCCGGCAAAGUUUCAGCUAAGCUCUCAGCAAGGGUCUGACUCGUGGUUGCUGAAGGGCUGCUGGAAGAGUUGGCAUCCCCAGGAGAACAGCGAAGAGUCUGGGUCCGUGGAUCUGAAUUCCAUGAACAAGGGCAGUUUCACAGUAGCUGUCUCUGGUGCUUUCUCCGAGGCGGAGUGUGAGGAGCUGCUCCACUUGGCCGGGCCUGGGGAGGAGGCGUUGGUUUCUGGAAAUCAAGGUCCCGGAUAUUUCAAAGAGGAGGUGCGUGUGGCGAAGAUGUAUACGGUGAAUCCAGAUGAUGCUCGGUUUCAAUGGGUGUUCAAGCGUCUUUGGCAGAUUGCGACCGAAACGAACCGGUUGCACUGGAAGCUGGGACGCUUGAAGUUCAUGGAGCCACUGAAUCUGGUGAGCUAUACUGCCGCAGAAGAUGGUGAUGUCCAUGGCCACUAUGAUUGGCAUGCAGACUUGAUGCCUGGCGCGGAAUCGGAGGGGAGACUGCUGUCUCUCUCUGUCCAGCUCUCCAGGGGGAGUGACUAUCAGGGAGGUGCACUGGUCGUCGGCACCGAGGAGUCCUCGCGUGGCCUGGGCGACGCAGUGACAUUUCCCUCUUAUAUGGCUCACUGUGUUCUCCCAGUCUCCAAGGGAGUCAGGCACGCUUUGGUUGCCUGGGUGCGCGGCCGGGUGAACAGCGACCUGGCAGAUGCUGCACAAGCUGCGCACCGACGCGCCAUCGCCGAUGGCUCCAAGUCACUGAAGGUCGAGCGACCUGCGAAGCGCGCCCAACUGGCUCAGGCAGCUCUGGGCUUGCAGCGCAUCUACGGCAACCACCUGCUACACAUCGGCCGGCACCGGGAGGCGGCGGAUAUGCUGCGUGCCGUGGCGCAGCAGGAUCCUUACAGCCCCGGUGCUUUGAACAACCUGGCAGUGGCAGAAUACCAGCAAGGAAAAUUGCAUGCGGCAAUUGAUGCCCUUCUCUAUGCUGUGAGUCUACGUCCGAACGAUGGCGAAGUGAGAGCAAAUCUGGGACGGUUCUUUUUCAUGGACGGCCGCCUUCCGUUGGGGACGUAUCACUUAGCCAUGGCUGUGACUCUUUGGCAUCGUUCUGCAAUAAUGCUGUCCCUCUUCUGUAUGACGGCGUACUGUAGCGUGUGCAGUGCAUUUUGGUGCUGCUGCCUGACUGCUCUCGGCUGGCCGAAGCCGCGAUCCUGCGACGACCAGGAAGAGGCAUCCACAGACCCGGACGCAUCGGAGGAUCAUGAGCUUGCAACUGCAAAUGUGCAGGAAAGAACGGUCUCUGGCAGUAUUGAAAUGAUGUGUGUCAGUGCUGGCUCGGGUAUUCGCGGUCCAGAGACUUCAUUCGUUUUUUUCGAGAAGGGUGAGGCUUACAGCAGGUACGCUUAUUCCCAAGGCCCCAGGCGCCAGGCACUGCUAUUCGAGGCUGUGAAAGCCAUAGACAUCGGCAACAUGAAGAAUCCCACCAGGUUCCAGCGGGAGAUCAACAUCGCAAAGAAGUUGGACCAUCCCAACGUAGUCAGGCUCUACGAGACGUUCAAAGACGCUCGGAAGAUAUACUUGGUCAUGGAGCUCUGCACGGGUGGAGAACUCUUCGACCGCAUCGUGGACGAGGCGCCAAGCGGGUUUGAUGAGGCACACGCUGCAAAGUACAUACGGCAGAUUCUGUCUGCGAUUUGCUACCUUCAUGCCCACAGGCAGGCUGUGGAGUCUCGCAUUGCUCCAGCCACGCUCCGGCUGCUGCGGGAGUUCUUGCCCCUGGGACCCGUGGCCGAGCAGGUGGAGGAGGCUGCCGAAAUGACGGACCUGUUUGAUGGGUCUGUCUUGCAGAAGUGCGUCAAGGACAACUCGCAGGUGCUCAUCAACUGCCGCAACAAUCGGAAGAUCUUGGCCCGAGUCAAGGCGUUCGAUCGGCAUUCGAACAUGGUCCUGGAGAACGUGAGGGAGAUGUGGACCGAGACGCCGCAUGGGGGCAAGAAGAAGGCGAAACCGGUCAACAAGGAUCGCUUCAUUAGUAAGAUGUUCCUGCGUGGCGAUUCGGUCAUUCUUGUGCUUCGGAAUCCGAAGUGA